Poecilia latipinna (sailfin molly) is the source of this 3634-nucleotide messenger RNA. Its product is annotated as zinc finger E-box-binding homeobox 2-like. The transcript is spliced from 3 exons. NCBI's taxonomy places the organism in Eukaryota, Metazoa, Chordata, Actinopteri, Cyprinodontiformes, Poeciliidae. The coding region runs from base 435 to 788 and encodes 117 amino acids. The record is from RefSeq and is a predicted model, not a curated record.
AUCCGGGCGAACCGAGCCGACAGAAAUCCCACUGAGCUUUUAUUUCUGUUUUAUUGCUUUGAUUGGAACAAACGUCGAAAAUGUCCAAAGACGCCCAGCGCGAAAUCCAGAAACCAGCGGCUCAGAUUUGGUGUUAAAAAGAAAGUUUGGAUCAGAACUAAAAUUAGUUGGGUUUUUUCUUUUAGCUUUAUUGUGUUCCGAUCCGGGUUCGAGGUCGGGACAUUUGGACCUGACAUAAAGCAGCGUUUUUCCUCUCAGUUUGGUCUCAUUUCUGCUGUUUUCGCGUUAAUUGUGAGCGCGCCGAGGCUCAGAUAUCACGCAGAAAAAUCAAGGGAUCGAGUCCAUGCGAGCUGCCAUCUGAUCCCCCCUACCUCCUCCACCACUUUCCACACACACACACACACACACACACACACACACGCACACACCUAUCAAUGAAGCAGGAGAUCAUGGCGGAUGGCCCCAGGUGUAAGAGGCGAAAACAAGCCAAUCCGAGGCGGAAAAACGCAGCUCUUAACUAUGAGAAUGUGGUGGAGACGGGCUCAGAGACAGAGGAGGAGGACAAGCUGCCCGUGUCCGAGGAGGACCCCCUGAUCAACGGCACGGGCAGCCCGGCGAGCCUCACCAACCCCGAGGCGUCGCCGCGCGCCGAGAGCCACGGCCUGCUGACCAAGGACGAAGAGGACGACGAGAUGCGGGACAGCGGCGUGGAGCACAUCUGGCCUGACAACGACAUCCUGAGUGCCUCGGUCGACGGUACUGGUGAGUGUCCAAAGCCUCAACCCUGAAGUCUGCAACGCAUUUUGCACAUGGUUUCAUCUAAACCACAUUUGUUUGUGUGAAAACCAAUUUUAAGAGCCUGGUUGAUGGCAGAUGGUAAAAAAGGUGGAUUUGAUGAAGGAAAGAGGUGCAGAAGGGCUGGGAAGUUUCAUCCUGAGUUACCUUGAAUCCCUUCUUGGGCUGGAGGAAGGAUUUGAUUCAAGUUGACUUUACAUAAUCAAUAAAAAUCAAUCGUAAAGGACGGUGAGCUUCUAUAGAGUCCGCAGUGCGGUGCACAGUCCCUGACGAGACAGGUGGAGCGUCUACGAUAUUCCACUAAACUAAUUCUUUCUUUUGCUUUUCUUAGUCUCACCAGAUGUUUGAGGUUCAGGUGAGCUUCCAAUCCCCAAAAACUACCCCUUAAGCUGAAUCCCGGGCGCUUUGUGUGCACAUCCUGCCACUUGUGGAACUUAUCUUAUGCCAUAAACCCCACCCAUCUGGUGCUGGUGUAGACUCAAGCAAACGGCACGGAGCGUUUUGCAAACAGCGAUCAAAGCCGGGUCUGACGACGAUGCCCCCCCUCCAUCUCGGCAGACAGACGUGAUAAACAGUUUCUCCACGAGCGGCAGUGGACCAUUUGGUUAGCGCUUAGAGAAAAGACCCGCUCUGAGCCAAACAGCGGAAAAUAUUUACAGUAAUGUAGGAAAAAACAAUGCAGGAAGGAGGCAAAGCUGCAGAUUGUGCAGGAGAUGCAAGACAUUAAAGGUUGGCAGGUGAUACCUCCCCAAACCUGACUGAGUGAUGGUCUUUUGUUGAGCAGCUCCCAUUUCAGGGGGUGCCAGUCACGGAUGCUUGAAAGAUAAAUACUUUUAAUUAGGGGGCAGGGUAUAAUCAUUAAAGGAAGGCAGACUGCUGCAAAAAAAGGUCAUUAACAAUCUUAAAUGAAAUUUUUAUUUUUAUGAUAGCCAUUUACAUGUAUAAUAAGAGUCAAUGAUUCUUGGAAGCAUGUGACAGGAACAGAGUAUGGCGAGAAGUCAUGUAAGACAGCCCAUCUAAAUGAGCCGGGCCUCGCUAUUCAUUUCUGCUAAUGAACUGGCUGUGCACGGCGCCGAAAGAACGGGGGAACAUUCAGCAGUCUUAAAUUUUAAUACGGAGGGUGUGGGAGGGGGUGGAGUUGCGCAUUUAUUAGGGACGGAAGAAAGAAAAAAACUUCUUCUAAAUAACGCUUCGUGUUGGCUGCUUAAGGGGUGGAAGAAAGAGGAGACGGUUUGGUAAAUAAAUCAAGAUAAAGGAUAAACAAGCUGUCAUUGCAUACGGUAAUUGUUUAUUUGAUAAAGACCUGCGGUGCCAUAAUGUCUGUAAUUCAACUAUGUUGCAAUUUCCAGAUAAUCUGCUUCUUGUGUGAUAAACUGGCUGACAUAUUUCGGAGAGCAAGUCAAGUUCAUUAGAGCGUUUGGGAGUCUCUUUCCCAAUCUUGCGGCUGCUGUGUUUCCCAGCCGGACUUUUUUCUUUUUUUUCUUCCUCCACGGUGCCUUAGUGUCUACAGUGAUACCUCAGCACAUAGCUCGGGCCUGAGAUAAGUCGGCACCCUCCCUCCUUGCUUCACGAUUCUGCUGUCACUCCCCUAUCAGGAGUUGUUAUACAGGUCUCCGAAUGAGACAGAGUGUAGAGGACAGAGACGUUUGUUGGGUCUCUGGGGGUCUGCGUUCAGGUGAAACCUUCAUGGGACGUAUUCUUUGAGCUUCUGGUGAAAGAAGACGAUAAAGACAGUAAAGUAAAGUUUAUCAGGGAUCUCUCUCUGAUUCCAGGGUACAAUCUUGCGCCUGGCGUUGUCCUUGACAUUCCUCAAUCCCACAGCGAAGCUGGACGCAAUGUGCUGGAAAGCAUGACAUCAUUAUCACUGACAGACGUUCUCAAAUAAAUCACCUGCUCUUUUCUAGCUGUUCUCCAGAAGGUCGGGAAGAUUUCUGCCUGUUUGGCUGGUUGUUUUCUGGAAGAGGGCAUGUUCUGUUCCCCCAGAAGGUGCAUCCCUUCCUGAUUCAACAGAAAUAUUCCUGCUCCUAGCUUUUCUCCUCAUUUUCUCCUGUUGCAACUCGCGGGGAAGCUGAUUGAAACAGACGUACGAUUCUGGAAGAAAGAUGUGUUGAAUGGCUCGGUUACUACAUUUCGGUGUCUAGAUGUGAAAUACUGUCAGCUGUUUAUAUGCAAAAAAAACACCAAUAGAAAUAGAAACUGUGUCCUUUUCCUUUAAGUAAUCAUUACAGUUUGUGGUGGUCUGUACAAUUGUACAGAAAUCUACCUAAAUUUGAGUUGGCAACGUGACAAGACCUGGACAGUAAAGUGAUAUGGAUUCCUCUGUAAGCCGUUCCACAAUAGACGUACUGUUUCAGACGUCAAUCCAGCCGGCCAAGACUUAGAUUCCCUGUUAUUUGCUUCUUAAAACACAGAAUAUAACCUGCAGUUCAACAACCGUUUACUCAGACCUGACAGAUUCAGGAUACCCAAGGCUAAAACGCACUAAAGUCGUGGGGGUAGACUUUAAAAGAUCCUGCAACUGCGGUGACUGGCCGUAAAAAUAGGAAUGUUUUGAAAAUAAACACCAUCAGAGCGACUAUGAAAAUAGGUGGAAUUACAGUCGGGCCCCACUGAGGUAGUCUGGGCUCCUCCUGAGCCCCUUCAGACCCCAACAUCACUCUUCAAGGAGGUGUCUGGAGUCGCCUGUGAUUUACUGCUAACAAAAUACCACCAAAAAUGCUUCCCAGGGACACAACAUGCGCAUAUAUUUGGCAUAGAUGUGGAAAUUCUGGCUUCUUUUUGCAGUUUCUGGUGAUUCCGCCACAAUGACACUGAAUCUAGCCCACAGAUCUGUGUGUGU